Molecule: messenger RNA, 1595 nt
Organism: Belonocnema kinseyi
Lineage: Eukaryota; Metazoa; Arthropoda; Insecta; Hymenoptera; Cynipidae
Product: gametocyte-specific factor 1 homolog
Exons: 5
Coding region: 97-867 (256 amino acids)
Source: RefSeq, a predicted model, not a curated record
UCUGGGAUCACUGGCCCCAUCCUUAGCCUCUAAUCAGGAUCAUAUAUUAAGUCAUGGUCUCAUAGAUCUCAUUAUCUCUGUUCUUAUUGUUCUUAUAUGGUAAAACUAAAAAUGGAUGCAACGGACCUGGGCUAUACAUUCCAAACGUGUCCAUAUGAUAAGUCGCAUCGUAUUCUGAAAAGUCGGCUCACAGCUCACUUGGUGCAUUGUCGUCAAAAUAAUCCAAGACUGAAAAGAAGAAAUGCGAAGGUUUGCCCUUAUGAUUUCUACCAUGUUGUAGAAGCCGCUGAUUAUGAGAGCCACGUUGAAACUUGUCUAAAACGUCCAAAGGUCUUUGAGGAUAUCGAUGUGAUCGAUGAUCAGUUCCAUAUUGGCUCAGUUCCUCUGGAGGAACUAAAAAAGGUGUUCGUCCCACCCGCGAAAGAAAAUUGGGGAGAGGAUCCACCAGCGCAAACAUAUGAUCCUUUGCAACAAGCUAAAAACAGAAGUGUUUUGCUGGCCCCAGUUGGACUAUCAACAGCAAAAAAAAGGGCCUUUAGGAAAGCGGAAAGACAACGUUUUAUAAGCUUGGAAGGUAAAAGUGGACGUGCUGAUAAAUUCCCGAAACCUAUGAAAGAGAAACCCUACAAGCCUACAAUGAAGGAUGAUUACAAAUAUCUUACAAAGAAAACUAGUGGAGACGUUAACAAAUACGAUAGAUUCCCCGUAAGUGAUGAUGAUGAUGAAGAGCCGGAAUUUCGUUUGCGGCCUCCACGUACAAGAUCUUUAGCCUUGACGAUGAGGUGUAAUUCAAUUUAUCAAGACGAUGUUUUAAAUACAAGCAACAUGUCAAACAUGGAAAAGGAUCUUACCAAAAUCUUCAGUUAAUUUCUUGAGUAAAGGGUACUACGAUAAAUGUUCUCAAUCGCCAUUUUUUAUGCUGUUUUUCCAAACAGGUUAUUUUUUCUUUAAUUUUGUUUUCAGGAUCAGUUAAAUUUAAUAUUUUUAUGCACAUUAUUUUAUUAUGCCUUUUUUCUGAAAUGAAGGGUACUUCUAAAUUUUACGAAUGAGUAGUAGUUUCUUAUUUUUAUUUUAAAAACCCUGGUUGCUCCUGAUUUCGUAUAUUAUUGAAAAUCAGCCACUUAAAAAAUAUUAUAUUUUAUAGAAAAUCAGCCACCUGAAGUAGUAAUGAUAAUGACAAUUAAAACUCUUUCUUUUAUGAGGUAAUAUGUGAUUAUAGGAUAGAAAACUUAAAAGUUUAUAAAGAAGUUUAACAUUAAUUUUUAUAGCUUUACUAGGAUGUGAUACUCAGGUUAUACCGACUUUACAAUCGAUAUCGACUUCAUUUUAAUUGUUAUGUAUGUAAUUUUUACAAAAGAUACAUUACGAACAUACGGAAAAAUGAAAAUUAAUGCUGAUAAGGACUAAACUGUAUUAAGUUCGUAAUAUAAUUUUAUUUGUGGUCCACUGUGAUAAACGAGCGUCUUUGAGAAAGAGAUUAUGUACUUUCUCUAUUAAAUAAGUCUGGCAGGUUACCAGAUUUAUGUACAGGCUGGCUAUUAUAUUUUUUGUAGAAUUUAAGAAUUGAAUCGAAUAUAAGUUUUGUUUAAUUUUUU